AAAAUUUCUCUGAAUCCCAGACAUUAUACAACUGUAUCUUUCAUGAACCUCUGAUUCACAAAGAAAAAAAAGAAAGCAAAAUCCUUCCUCCGCCUAUAUCUCCGGUGGCGCACCGUCGCCGGAAUCUUCAUAGUUUCUCUCUCACUAGCUCCAUUUUUUCACACUAGUAAAGCUUUCUUUUUUCAACUUCGCUUGCUUCACACUCAUCUCUAUCCACCCACCCACCACCUACCCACCGAUAAUUUACACCACCCCAUCACUCCACGGCAUCAAAGUUUGAAUCUUGCGGCAAAACAACCUUCUGGGUAGGGACAAACACUGUGUUAUGGUAUGGCUCAGCAGAGGCAAUCGGGGACGGAGAGGCUUGGGGUGAGGACCCACGAUCUGCACCUCGCCAAUGGCUCCGCCGCCGAUCAUGUCGCUGUUGGGAUUCGCGGUGGUGUCGCUCACAAGCAGCAGCGCCUCCGGCGAUUGGCGCGAUCCGCUAGGGGCAAGAGUCUCUCCAUGGCUGCAAUCCUAGUUUUCCUCUUCCUUGUGCUUGUUGUUACUUUGCUGGCGUUUUCUUACAUUUCUAGAGAUGAAAUAAGCCACAGUGGUGAUGAUACUGAUGAAGUAAAGAGUGAGUCUGAUUUUCUUACAAAUGUACCACGAAUUCAGAGAAAGAAAGUUCUUGACUUUGGACAUGGGUCUGAGGGACAUGGCCGAGAUUCAAGAUAUUGGGAUAGGGAUGAUAGGAGAAGGGAUGGAGAUUAUGAUGAGAAAAUGAUGGAGCAGACAAGUAGGGAUCCUCGAGAUGAACAUACUAAAGAUGAUGCUCCUGUGAAGAUGAAUCAUGAUAUGAAGUCUUCUCAGGAUGGUUCCCACACAGGUUUAAAGCGAAAAGGUGUUGGCUUGUAUAAUGAAGCUGGACGUCAUGAAUUGAAAAGGUAUGAAGCAGAAUAUGAGGCUUCUUUGAAGAAUCUGGGACACUCUACUGAAGAUGAUGGGAAAAUGUCGCAUGAUGCUGAUCUGGAAAAGAAGAACGCAGCAGAUGACAUUGAUGAUGAGUAUGAUGACUUUUUCGAUUUUCAUGAUGCCCAAAUGGAAGACUCUACUGAUAGUAAAAAUAUGGGAGGGAAACACUCUAACCCUAAAGUACUAAGUUCGGAUAAUGAAGUUCAGAAAGACUCCCAUGAUUCUUCUGAUGUGGGAAUCAAUGAUAAUACUUCUGAGGAUAUUGAUGGUGCAGAAUCUUCCUUAAACAAAAAAGUUUCUCAUAAUGGACAAACAAAUUCUAGGCAUGCAAAUGAGCAAUCAAACAGAAAAUCACAUCCUGAAACAAAGAAAAAAGGCAAGCGUCGCAAAUUCUCAGGAUCCUGUGAUAUGAAGUUGUUGAACUCAACUUCGCAGCUUGUAGAACCACUAGAAAGUAGAAAAUUUUCAAGAUUUAACUUACACUACACAGAGACAGAAGAGAAGCCCCCGGGAGAAGAGCAUUGGUUGCCCAGAUUUGCAGGGCAUCAGAGCUUAGAAGAGAGAGAAAACUCAUUUUUGGCACGUGAUCAGAAAAUAAACUGCGGUUUUAUUAAUGGUCCUGAAGGGUCUCCUAGCACUGGAUUUGACUUGGCAGAAAAUGAUGCAAGUUACAUUAGCAGAUGCCAUAUUGCUGUGAUUUCAUGCAUAUUUGGAAAUUCUGAUCGCUUGAGGAACCCAGGCACGAAAACGGUUUCUCGUUUGUCAAAGAAAAAUGUCUGCUUUGUCAUGUUUACUGAUGAAAUUACAGUACGAACACUUACUGCUGAAGGUCAUGCACCUGAUAGAUCGGGUUUCAUUGGCUUUUGGAAGUUAGUGGUAGUGAAGAAUCUACCUUAUGACGAUAUGCGGAGGGUGGGCAAAAUACCUAAGUUAUUGCCACAUCGACUUUUUCCAUUUGCCAGGUAUUCAAUUUGGUUGGAUAGCAAAUUGCGGCUGCAGCUUGAUCCUUUACUGAUCUUGGAGUACUUCUUGUGGCGAAAGGGUUAUGAAUUUGCAAUAUCCAAUCACUACGAUCGGCAUUGCGUGUGGGAAGAGGUAGCACGGAACAAGAAAUUGAACAAGUUUAAUCACACGGUUAUAGAUCAACAAUUUGCAUUCUACCAGGCUGAUGGACUGCAAAGAUUUAACGCAUCAGAUCCUAACAAGCUUCUUCCAAGCAAUGUACCAGAAGGUUCUUUUAUUAUCAGAGCGCACACCCCAAUGUCGAAUUUGUUCUCCUGUCUUUGGUUCAACGAAGUCGACCGAUUUACUCCCCGUGAUCAGUUGAGUUUUGCAUAUACUUAUCAGAAGCUGAGGAGGAUGAAUCCUGAUAAACCUUUUCAUCUUAAUAUGUUCAAGGACUGUGAAAGGAGACACAUAGCCAAGUUAUUCCGUCAUAGGGUGGACGAGAAGAAGAAUACGCAUCAAAAAGAAACAGAAUAAAGCGAUUCAGUGACUUUUGAGGAUUCAGCACAAGGUGUUUUCCACGGAAGCAAAGUGUUAGUCGAAGUUCGUGCCAAAGUGCUGCUGUGUCAUCCAUCGAACAUAAUUUUUGUGGUUAUGUUUUAUAAUAUCUCUAGUAUCCAACCAUUUGUGACAGAAUUCAUUUAUGCCCUGCCUGGAGACAAGCAAAGCAUCAAAUUGACACUCUGACCAUCACUUCCACUAUUUCUACUACUACAACUACAGCUUCAGCUCAUAUUUCAUUUCUAGAUUCUAUACUAGGGUCUUAUGUUAUGUAUGUAGAAAAUUUUGAUAGGUCAUUGGUACUCAUGUUAGAAACCUGACUUGUGAUUCUUAUCUCAUUGAUUUAAUUAUUCAAAUGUUUCAUUUUCACGUA
Molecule: messenger RNA, 2833 nt
Organism: Lotus japonicus
Lineage: Eukaryota; Viridiplantae; Streptophyta; Magnoliopsida; Fabales; Fabaceae
Exons: 8
Coding region: 331-2436 (701 amino acids)
Source: RefSeq, a predicted model, not a curated record